Molecule: messenger RNA, 1305 nt
Organism: Cladophialophora yegresii CBS 114405
Lineage: Eukaryota; Fungi; Ascomycota; Eurotiomycetes; Chaetothyriales; Herpotrichiellaceae
Exons: 1
Coding region: 1-1305 (434 amino acids)
Biological process (GO): glycolipid biosynthetic process
Cellular component (GO): plasma membrane; lipid droplet; mitochondrion
Source: RefSeq, a predicted model, not a curated record
AUGGCCGCUAAACGCCAGUACGACAUCAUCCUGCUGGGAGCCACAGGCUACACCGGCAAGUUGACCGCCGAAUACAUCACUACCAACCUUCCCACCAGCAUCAAAUGGGCGGUCGCUGGACGAAACCAAUCGAAAUUGUCCGCCCUGGUCAACGAGCUGAAGUCGCUGAAUUCUACACGUAGUACUCCCGACAUCAUCACGGUCGCCAACCUCACAACCCCUGACUUGACCCCUGUCGUCAAGAAGACCAAAGUCCUGCUCAACACUGUCGGACCAUACCACCUGUACUCUACACCGGUUGUCGAGGCAUGCGCGCAACAAGGAACUCACUAUCUCGAUGUCACCGGCGAAACGCCCUGGGUCCGCGACAUGAUCGUCAAGUAUGAAGAAACCGCCAAGAAGACUGGAGCGAUCAUCAUCCCCGAGGUGGGCGUCGAGUCAGCGCCUUCCGACCUUGUCGCCUACAUCGCCACCCGCCUCAUCCGCAAGGUCUGGGACUGCGGCGUUAUGGACGUCGUCGCCUCGGUGCACGAGCUCAAGUCCUCGGGCCCUAGCGGCGGCACUCUAGCAACAGGCCUGGGCUUGGCGGACAACUACUCGGCCAAGCAGAUGAAGGAAUGCCUGACCAACCCGUUCGUGCUCUCGCCCACUCGCAUCCGUCCUUAUACCGAGAACACCAUCUAUCCACCAAACCCGGAGCCAAACACGUACCACCGCACGGGCAUGCAGAAGUUGACCGGAGUCUGGAAGUACCCACGGCUGGGCCACCUCGCGACUUCCAUCACCGCUAAGCCCAACGAAGCCAUCGUCCACCGCUCGGCAGGUCUGACCCCGUACUUCUACGGCUUCAACUUCAGUUAUGAGGAGUAUAUGGCGGUUGGUUCUCCCGUGGUGGGAUUCCUGAUCCACAUUGCCAUCUCAUUGCUCGCUCUCCUCCUGGCCUUCCCACCGACGCGAGCGCUCAUCAAAGCCUUCUCCAAACACUCGCCCGGCAGCGGCCCGUCCAAGGAGUCGACCAAGGGCGAUGUUUUCGAGCUGCGCGCCGUGGCUGUGGCCGAGCAGCUCGCCAAACAGCCCCGCAAGGCGCUCGCCACGUUCCGUUGGGAAGGCGGCAUCUAUCACCUUACUGCAGUGCUAUUGGCCGAGGCGGCGAUGGUGGUUCUGACAAAGGAAGAAAAGGUCAAGAAGGACCACGGUGCAGGCAUCUUGACACCCAGUUGCUUGGGAGACGAUUACGUGGACAGGCUGGGCGAUGCGGGUAUCAAGAUCAACGUGAAGCAGAUUGGGGACGAGGGCAGCAAGUAA